CAGUUGUUUGAUCCAGGUCGUCAAUGAAUGUGUAACUUUAUGGCUGCACCGGAUAUAUACAACGAGAUUUGGCGAGAUUCGUUCUUUUCCGGUUUGGCCAUACUGCUAGAACCAAGAUGUUGAUGCCGAAGAAGAACCGUGUUAUGAUCUAUGAAUACCUCUUUAAAGAGGGAGUUAUGGUAGCUAAAAAAGACUUUUUUGCACCAAGGCAUCCUAACAUCAAUGUACCUAAUCUUCAUGUAAUUAAAGCUCUCACUAGUUUAAAAUCUCGUGGAUUAGUAAGAGAACAGUUUGCCUGGCGUCAUUAUUACUGGUAUUUGACAAAUGAAGGAAUCCAAUUUUUACGUGAUUUUCUUCAUUUGCCACCUGAAAUUGUUCCAGCUACUUUGAAACGACAACAAAGACCAGAUACUGCUAGGCCACGAGUAUCUACUAAACCUAGUGAUGGAGCUGGACGUGGAGGUGGAGCACAUGCUGAUAGAGGCGAAUAUAGAAAGAUGACAGGACCACCUGGAGCAGAUAAAAAAGCAGAUGUUGGUGCUGGUGCUAAUCCAGAAUUUAAAUUCAGAGGUGGAUUUGGGCGUGGUGCUCCUCCGUCUCAACAGCAGUAAGAAAAUUGUAAAAAGAAAAAAAUGAAAAAAAAAGCAAUAAAAAAAAAUUAAA
Patella vulgata (common limpet) is the source of this 663-nucleotide messenger RNA. RefSeq names its product 40S ribosomal protein S10. Gene Ontology annotation, cellular component: cytosolic small ribosomal subunit. Gene Ontology annotation, molecular function: structural constituent of ribosome; RNA binding. The transcript has 6 exons. Bases 117 to 611 code for a protein of 164 amino acids. NCBI's taxonomy places the organism in Eukaryota, Metazoa, Mollusca, Gastropoda, Patellidae. The record is from RefSeq and is a predicted model, not a curated record.